CUGAAUAUAAUCUGACGCCGCCAUAGUGAGAGCAGGCACGGACACUCUGAAUUCGAUUCAUGAAGAUCUCACCGAUGUAUUGUUUGCUAUUGACCCCUAUCUGGCGAGCUGGGCAGUCUGCCGGCGUGUGUUAGCGAUGGAAGACUGAAAUAUCAGCCAUAGAACACCAUGAUAGCCGCACUCUGUGGAUGACAAUAGCUGCUGUCCUUGGACAGUCAGGCAGGAGACAGUUCCUCUUUAGCAGGGUGGCCUUUGGAGAGGCUCAGCCAGCCCAGCCCCUUUUCCUUGCACUGUUUAUUUUGGAGCAAGGACAUCAGCUGCUGCAACUGUCAUUGACUCUUCAAUGAAUGAGAGCAGAGGACAUCUGAACAACCUGUGCAGUUGAAACCCAGAGGAUUUGGUGGAGCUGGGUGACAAAGGAGAGAUUUAAAAUGAGAAGCAGGAGCAAUUCUGGAGUUCGACUUGAUGGCUAUGCUAGACUUGUUCAACAAACCAUCCUAUGUCACCAGAACCCAGUCACUGGAUUGCUCCCCGCCAGUAAAGAACAGAAAGAUGCCUGGGUUCGGGACAAUGUGUACAGCAUCUUGGCUGUAUGGGGACUAGGAAUGGCAUACAGAAAAAAUGCUGAUCGGGAUGAAGACAAAGCCAAGGCUUAUGAACUCGAACAGAGUGUGGUGAAGCUGAUGCGAGGGAUUUUGCACUGCAUGCUGAGACAGGUGGAUAAAGUGGAAAUGUUCAAACACACACAAAGUACAAAAGAUUGUCUGCAUGCCAAGUAUAACACAGCAACGUGCAGUACUAUAGUCGGGGACGACCAAUGGGGUCAUCUACAGGUGGAUGCUACCUCCCUCUUCCUGCUGUGCCUGGCUCAGAUGACGGCUGCAGGACUCCGUAUUGUGUUUACUCUGGAUGAAGUGUCCUUCAUACAGAACCUUGUAUUUUAUAUUGAAGCUGCUUAUAAAGUUGCUGAUUAUGGAAUGUGGGAAAGAGGAGACAAAACAAACCAAGGAAUUCCAGAACUCAAUGCCAGCUCUGUGGGAAUGGCCAAAGCUGCACUGGAAGCUAUAGAUGAACUUGACCUGUUCGGAGCCCAUGGCGGACCAAAAUCCGUAAUUCAUGUCCUCCCUGAUGAUGUGGAGCAUUGUCAAUCUAUCCUUUACUCCAUGCUGCCACGAGCUUCCACUUCAAAGGAGAUUGAUGCUGGUCUCCUCUCCAUCAUUUCAUAUCCAGCAUUUGCCGUAGAAGAUAUGGCCCUGGUCAAUGUUACCAAGAAUGAAAUCAUCACAAAGCUUCAAGGGAAAUAUGGAUGCUGCCGUUUUCUCAGAGAUGGUUAUAAAACACCAAGAGAGGAUCCAAACCGAUUGCACUACGACUCCACAGAGCUCAAAUUAUUUGAGAAUAUAGAAUGUGAGUGGCCAGUGUUCUGGACCUACUUAGUGAUUGAUGGAGUUUUCAAUGGAGACAAUGUUCAGGUGCAAGAAUACAGGGAGGCUUUGGAAGGAAUAAUUAUUAGAGGAAAGAAUGGCAUUCACCUUAUUCCAGAACUGUAUGCUGUCCCAUUUAACAAGAUUGAUGAAGAAUAUCACAGCCCCCAUACUGUUGACCGUGUUCCUUUGGGAAAGACACCACAUAUGUGGGGACAGUCUCUCUACAUCCUGGGAUCACUUUUAGCUGAGGGAUUCCUUGCCCCAGGAGAAAUUGACCCUCUGAACAGAAGAUUCUCAACAGCUUUUAAACCUGAUGUAGUCGUCCAAGUUUGUGUCAUAGCAGAAUCUAAAGAAAUUCAGAAAAUGUUGAAAUCAAAUGGUAUUGAAGUUCAGUGCUUCUCCGAUAUCCUCCCAAUACGUGUGGUGCCUUCUAAAAUACUGAGCCAUUUGUACGCAAAACUUGGAUAUAACAAAGCCAUGAAUCUAAGUGGACGUCCAUACCGCCAUAUCGGAGUACUUGGAACGUCAAAACUGUAUACGAUCAGAAAUCAGAUCUUUACUUUUACACCCCAGUUCACAGACCAACACCACUUCUACCUUGCUCUGGACAGCAGAAUGAUUGUAGAAAUGCUCAGGACAGAACUGGCUUACCUAACAUCAUGCUGGAGGAUGACCGGAAGACCAACACUGACAUUCCCCAUCACUCACGCUAUGCUUAAUGAAGAUGGCUCUGACAUAGACCCAGCUAUUCUUUCUACAAUUAGGAAACUUGAUGAUGGGUAUUUUGGAGGUGCAAGGGUGAAGUCCGGAAAAUUUUCUGAUUUUCUCACUACUUCAUUUUAUACCCACCUAAGUUUUCUGGAUUCAGACUGUGAUGACAAGCUUUUUGAUGACAUCAAUAAUGGCUAUUAUAGCCCAGAUAUUGACUACGAAUUUAAUUUAGGAACAGUUUCAGAGGAUCAAAGUGAAAAAAGAGAAAAUCGUGAUGAGCUUGAUCAGUACAUAACUCACUUGCAGCAAAGUGUAGAGUCUACUACACAUCUACCUCCAACAUGCAAUAACUCCACAACAUACCAUGCAUUCAGCGCCUUGCAUUCCACACGCGAUAUUCUCUCUAUGAUCGCUAAGACAAAGGGCUUGGAAGUACAAAAUUCCUCUUUGUUUCUACCUUCAAAAAACUUAAAAGCUCAUCGAAGGUCUUUAAACCUACUAGAAGUUCCUAACUUGCACCAGCAUCAGAAUCAUGAAACUGAAUUAAAUCUGCCAAAAGAUGCACAUGGAAAUGUCGAUUGUAGCAGGCUUGCUGAAAUGCUAAAGGAGUGCCCCACACUUCAGGACCAGGCUGACAUACUGUAUAUUUUAUGUGUUAUAAAGGGUUUAGAAUGGGACACCAACUUGAAUGGACAAUCUGGAGUUACAGUCCACAUCCUGUUGAGUGAACUUUAUAGUAAAGCCGGGCUCAAUCGAGAAUGGGGAUUAAUCCGUUACAUCUCUGGGUUACUGAAAAAGAGAGUGGAAGUACUUGCUGAGGCCUGUACAGACAUCCUCUCACAUCAGAAGCAGCUAACUGUGGGUCUGCCUCCCGAACCUCGCGAAAAAACCAUCACAGCUCCUUUACCUCCCGAGGAGUUAGCUGCCCUAAUCUAUGAAGCCAGUGGACAAGAUAUCAGCAUUGCUGUACUCACACAGGAGAUAAUGCUGUAUCUAGCUAUGUACGUCAGGUCACAGCCAAGUCUUUUUGGAGAAAUGCUCAGACUACGGAUUGGGCUUAUCAUCCAGGUCAUGGCCACCGAGUUGGCUCGAAGCUUGAACUGCUCAGGAGAAGAAGCCUCUGAAAGUUUAAUGAGUCUCAGCCCAUUUGACAUGAAGAACCUUCUUCAUCAUAUCCUGAGUGGGAAAGAGUUUGGCGUGGAGAGAAGCAUGCGUCCUAUUGAAUCAUCGGCUACCAGCCCUGCAAUAUCAAUACAUGAGAUGGGUCACACAGGCGUUACGAAAACAGAAAGGACCGGCAUUCACCGGCUGCGGAGUGAAAUGAAGCAGAUGGAUAGUAGAUUUAGCACUGAUGAACAGUUCAUGUUUGGCCAUUCUGUUACCAGCAGCAUCCAUUCCUCGAGGUCUACGAGGUGCAGCAGUCCUUCAUCUCCAACUGGUACACUGUCUCCAACGGGUUUAAGUGGACCACAACUUGUGUUUGAUGAUCACCAAGGUCAGUGGUUGAGAAGAAGAAGGCUGGAUGGAGCUAUCAACCGUGUUCCAAUGGGAUUCUACCAGAAAGUGUGGAGUGUCCUUCAGAAGUGCCAUGGUCUAUCUAUUGAUGGGUAUGUUCUUCCUUCAUCAACAACAAGAGAGAUGACGGCCUGUGAGAUCAAGUUUGCAGUGCAUGUGGAGUCUGUUCUUAACCACGUACCUCAGCCUGAGUAUAGGCAGCUGCUAGUGGAAGCUAUUCACGUCCUUACCCUUCUGUCAGACAUGGAUGUGGAGAGCAUUGGUGGUAUCAUCCAUGUAGACCAGAUUGUCCACUUAGCCAGUGAUUUAUUUCUUCAUGACCAGAAGUCUUUGGGAGCUGUAGAAUACUACCUGGAACAGGACCAGGCUACAGGAAUCUGCAACCUUUUCUAUGACAGUGCCCCUAGUGGCGCGUAUGGCACAAUGACGUACCUGACCAAAGCUGUCGCCACUUACUUACAUGACUCUUUACCCAGUUCAAGUUGCUUAAUGCAGUAACAUUUUAUUCACUUGAAUCCACUUUUCCAUUUGUUGCAUUUCAGCAAUAAAACAUUUUCUCUAGGUAGAUAAUGAAUGAAAAAUACUUAGUUUUACUUAAUUUCUGUUAUUUAUUGUAUUUAUUUCAUUGACUAAUUGCAAAAUUAAAUCUAGUUAUAGCAGGCUACACAGCCUGCACUCAUUUGCAGGAAGACCAAUGAUAUUGUUGGGAGCAUUCAAUAAUUUUAAAGCCAUGUUACAGUUUUCUAUCUAUCAGGUGUUUUAGUUUAGCUUUUUUUGUUUGUUUUGCUUUUUUUUGUCGUUUAUUUGACUGUGCGUGUAUUUGUAGCUUUGCUAGUGUUAUUAAUUUAUCAUUAAACACAUAAAUUGAAAAUGUAACUGUUCUCACCCUUUGAUUGCCAGAAGGGAGAGCAAUGGUUUAUAUACCUCUCUGACAUUUAAAGCGUUAAAUGUUAUGCUCGGAUUCUGUUAACUUGUUUAAGUUUGAUGUACCUAAUACAAAUAGAGCUCACAAGUAUUUAAAGUUACUGGCUGAGCUUGUAACCAUCCCAUAGCCAAAUUUUGUGUGAACAUACUAUAAUAUAUGUAUGUGCAUAAAAGUUAUAGAUCAAAUGCAUAACCACCUGAAGGUGACCUUUUCACCCAUACUUUUGGAUUCUCUGAGAUUAAAGAAAUUGUAAACACCAUUUUUUAAAUUAAAGUGGAAAAAAUAUAAUGUUUCAGUAAAAAUCUCUGUCCCUAUAGAUAGAAGGACACCAGAGACCAGAGAGUGGGAUGGAAUAGUGAAUGUUUAUUAUAGCGUAAGGGAGGAGAAGCUAAAAUGUUAUUUUAGCAUUUAUCUACCAUAUUUUGGGAGUGACUGUUCCUUUAAAGGAACAUUUUAAAAACAUGUAGUGUAUCUUAUCAUCAUCUUUAUAUGUGCAUUCAUACUAUACUGGGUACAUCAUUCUCUUAGUAUCUAAAUACUGAAAUUGAUCAAACUGCAUCUGAUUGUUACAGACUGAUCCACAGGAAAAGAAACUAUGUUUUUUGUUGUUGUUGUUUUUAAAUGAAAUUCUUCAGAUUUUCAGGCAGGCGUUUGUGUUUCUGCUUGUACGUUAAACAAUUUUAGAAAAGUGAUGCAUAGGGAAUACCUCUAAUUAUAAAAAAUGUAUGGGCUUAAAUUAUACUUCAAAAGCUAAAAAAAAUCCAGCUCUACAAAUGGUAGAGUUCAGAAAAGCUCAACUUUAUUUUAACAUUUAACAUUCUGGGUGAAAUCACUCUGGUUAAUGAAAAGGCUCUCAUAGUUUUUUCUUUGAUGUCAUUGUCAACAUCACAGAAAAGACAGUAUCUUCAGUGAGAAAAUCAGUUCAAAUUAGCAUGUUAUUCAUGAAACCAGUGUAUCUUUCUUUCCUUGUUUUCCAAUUGCUACGUUCAUAAAAUAUAGACAAUGUUAAUUGCUCAUCUGUGUUAUGUUAAUACUGUGGCAGGUUUGUGUAAAUUAUGGGCCAGCCCAUGAGAUUUUCGUUCUAGUCUGACCACUAGUAGGAAAAUGAAUGUCCUCCUUCUAAUGUACAAAGAUAAAAGAUUUAGAUUGGGUUUCUGAUUUGAAUCCAGAACAAUUACAGUUUAUCAAACCAAUAAUUGGAGCAGUCUCCAAUUGUGGGUGCAUAAGUAGUUUCUAUAAAUGUAAAGUCUGGUCCACCAUAGUGACACCAUAGUCACCAGAACUGCAGCUUAAUAUAGUUGUUCCGGUGAGUAUAAUCAUUACCUUCAGGCAUUUUCAUGCAAACACUGCCUUUUCAGAGAUGGCCACUGGAGGUGCUUCCUGGGGCAGUGCUGCACAGUAGGCAUGUUCUAUAUGGAGACGCUGAAUUCUCCUCAUAGAGAUGCAUUGAUUCAAUGCUUUUCUAUGAGGAGGUGCUGAUUGGCCAAAACUGAGUUUGGCCCCAUCCCCAUCCCGUCUCCUUGACAAUUUCAGCCAAUCCAAUGCUUUGCCCAUAGAAAGCAUUGAAUUGGCUUAAAAUCGUAAAUUCUUAUGAUGUCACCAAGAAGGCGAAUUGGGGACGAGGCCAGCGCCGAUGGACCCACACGGUGUGGAAAUAAGGUAUGUUUUAACCCCUUCUAAUAGGGUUAAGUGGGGGGUAAGCCACCUAAAUGGUGGUUUUAAUACUAAAACACAUUUGUGUUUCUAACCCUAUAAUGUUCCUUUAAGGACCUGAGAACAACAUGUUGUAUAUCUUUGCAACACGUGUGCCCUGCUACUGAUUCUCAGUGGCCAAAAGUGUAAUUAUGUGUUUACUGCUGGUUUUUGUGCAGUAUUUAUAUGUCAACAUGUUUUCUUCUGAAACCUACAGCUAUGAAUGUGCUCAUGUAGCUGCCCCUAAUAGCAGGUUGUCAAAAAAUCUCAAACUGUGCUGUAAAGAUUGAAUUGCCUCAAAAUACUUCAUUUAAUAUGACAUUAUACAAAUAUGUGUGUAUUAAUAUACUUGAUCGAAAGAAGAACAUCUUAGCACAUUGUAUGUUUUUCAGCAAUUUGAAUGUACAUGUAACGGAUUUCAUCUGCGACAAAUUCUUUUAGCGCCAGAACAACAUUUUUUUUUUUUUACAUCUCUCAGGCAUUUCAAGGGUUAAUGCACAAUAUUCAACGGUGCCUAAAUAUACCUAAUCACGUUGCAAUUGUGAUUAUUCACUCAACCGGGAAUUAUAAUGGACUGGAGAAUCCUAAUUAGUUUGUCCAAGUAAUUGAAACUGGAAAAUCUGAAAAUCUAUGUUUCCCUGACCAAUUCUUAAUAAUUCCUGGUUAGUUGAAAAAACGUUAUGUGUGUUGCUGUAUGAUGAUGUUGUCAUGUAUACAGUUGAAAUGUAUUCUGUGUGUUGUUCAAUGAUUGUUGACCGACCAGUAAAUACAGGAAUAAGGUAUAAAAUUUUUCCUUAAGCUUACCUUUUGUCAUUGUUAUUUUGUUCACAAUUAGUUUGCUAUAGUUUACUUUGCUCUUUGUGCAAUGAAUAAAAAAUAUAUUUAUGUUAAUGUAAAUAUAAAAAGUAGUUAAUGUAUUGUUUAAAAAUUAUAUAUGUAUAUGGAUUGUGAAUGUUCCUCUUCAGUUGGCAACAUGCAUGUUUAAAUUGUUCUUUCUCCAAGAUCCAUUGCGAAUAAAUGGGCUAUAUUCCUAAUAUAUGA
Molecule: messenger RNA, 7311 nt
Organism: Pelobates fuscus (common spadefoot toad)
Lineage: Eukaryota; Metazoa; Chordata; Amphibia; Anura; Pelobatidae
Gene: PHKA2
Product: phosphorylase kinase regulatory subunit alpha 2
Exons: 34
Coding region: 432-4151 (1239 amino acids)
Biological process (GO): glycogen metabolic process
Cellular component (GO): phosphorylase kinase complex
Molecular function (GO): calmodulin binding
Source: RefSeq, a predicted model, not a curated record